CUUACAGUAUAUUUUUCUACACUUUGCUAUAAAAACAUGGUGCUGGGGAAGGUGAAGAGUUUGACAAUAAGCUUUGACUGUCUGAACGACAGCAAUGUCCCCGUCUACUCCAGCGGGGACACGGUCUCAGGAAGGGUCAGUCUAGAAGUAACGGGGGAAAUCAGAGUGAAAUCGCUCAAAAUCCACGCAAGGGGACACGCCAAAGUGCGUUGGACUGAGUCGAGAAACGCUGGAUCCAACACUGCCUACACACAGAACUACACGGAAGAAGUGGAGUAUUUCAACCAUAAGGACAUCCUGAUCGGCCACGAGAGAGACGAUGACAAUUCAGAAGAAGGCCUUCACACCAUCCAUUCGGGAAGGCACGAAUAUGCAUUCAGCUUCGAGCUUCCACAGACACCACUUGCUACCUCAUUCGAAGGCAGACAUGGCAGUGUGCGCUAUUGGGUGAAAGCCGAAUUGCAUAGGCCUUGGUUUCUACCAGUAAAAUUAAAGAAGGAAUUUACAGUCUUUGAGCAUAUAGAUAUCAACACUCCUUCAUUACUGUCACCCCAAGCAGGCACAAAAGAAAAGACUCUCUGUUGUUGGUUUUGUACCUCAGGCCCAAUAUCCUUAAGUGCCAAAAUUGAAAGGAAGGGCUACACCCCAGGUGAAUCAAUUCAGAUCUUUGCUGAGAUUGAGAACUGCUCUUCCCGUGUGGUGGUGCCAAAGGCAGCCAUUUACCAAACACAGGCAUUUUAUGCCAAAGGGAAAAUGAAGGAAGUCAAACAGCUUGUUGCCAACCUGCGUGGGGAAUCCUUGUCAUCUGGCAAAACAGAAACCUGGAAUGGCAAACAGUUGAAAAUUCCACCUGUUUCCCCUUCAAUCCUUGACUGUAGUAUAAUCCGAGUGGAGUAUUCACUGAUGGUAUAUGUUGAUAUUCCAGGCGCCAUGGAUUUAUUCCUUAACUUACCACUGGUCAUUGGUACCAUUCCUCUACACCCAUUUGGUAGCAGAACAUCGAGUGUGAGCAGCCAGUGUAGCAUGAACAUGAAUUGGCUUGGUCUGACACUGCCUGAAAGACCCGAAGCACCUCCUAGCUAUGCAGAAGUGGUCACGGAGGAACAAAGACAGUCCAGCCUUGCACCCAUAGGUGCUUGUGAUGACUUUGAGAGAGCGCUUCCAGGACCAUUGUUUGCAUACAUCCAGGAGUUCCGUUUUCUGCCUCCACCCCUCUAUUCAGAAAUUGAUCCAAACCCAGAUCAGCCCACAGAUGACAGACCAUCUUGCCCCUCUCGUUGAAGGAAUCCAUAAGAAGCUGACUUGACUUGGGUUUUGAAUCGUACCUGCCAUGUUGAAGGUCAAGGCGUCAUAGUGGAGACAUACUUUCAGAGGAAGUGGUUUUGCUCUUGCCUGUAUGGUGAAUAAAUGAAAACAACCUGUGAUCAUGCUUUGAAGCCUACAGAAACAUUGUAGGACUGCUCCACAUGCUUGAAGACCUGAGCUUUCCCCCUCCCUUAAAUACUGGCACAUACUAGGAGCAGCCUUACUAACCUACAGUCAUGUGUGUCAAAACACUCAAACCACAUUGUAAGAGAGGGAUGGCUUCCUCUUAUGAUUUGGAAAUUUGCACAUGCUCAUUGCUUAUCUUGUGCGGUUCAGUGUCACUACAGCUUUUUCUCAUUUGUGCCGGACUUGUUGUUACCCCCCCACCCCCGGUUAUUUGUUUGUGGUCCGCACAAUAAGGAGCAAAAGAAAGCUUUGACAAAAAAACAACAGCAACAGACUUUGACAAAUGCACUGACUUUUCUUUUUUUUUUUAAUUUAAUGUAGCCUGGACUUUACCUGCAUAUGCACAUGCUCAGAAUUGUCCUAGUAGGCUGAUCAUGUAUCACCUCUUCAGCUUGGAUCCUAUUGUGGAUUUAUUUACAAACAUCAAAUGCCUUCAAGCCAAUCCUUCUUGCUGUAUGUUUUGCAGCCUACUGUAGUAGAUAAGCAACAGAUGUGGGGCUGGGGUGGGGGGUGGAGAGUUAAUAGAACGAAACUAAUAGACUUCAUCAAGAUUGUAUACCUUCUUGAUUUCUUUUAAGAAUUUGUUGCCUUUCUACUAUUCUCGCAAAGCAGCAUUUUGUUACAGACUGCCUAAAAAUCACUUAAUCUCAGGUGAACUCAUCACUUGCCAAACUGUUGGAAUGCUAUUUGUUUUGUUACGUUGCACUGUUGAGUUACUUCUUUUUUUUUGUUUUGUGUUUGUGUUUUGUUUUUGUUCUUUAUUCGAGAGGGGGAUCUGGAAUAGGGACAUACACAAAAGUUAGAAAACCUACCCUCAUUCCCAUUUCUCUUUGUAUGUUAUAAAGAAAAGAGAUGUUCAAGUUGUGAAGCUUUAAAAGAAAAAAAUAAAAAGGCACAAAUGAAAGCCGCACCAGUAGACACCAGCUCAGCCUCAAAAGCAUUUUAAAAGGAAAUAGUCAUACACUGUCUAGAUUCAUAGACAGACUGAUAUCUCAAGUAGUAGGGAUGGGAAGGGAAAGUAAAUUUAUUUUUAUAUAUAGUUACCUAAUCACCAAAAAUUCUAUAUGUAAUGAGUCUCUAGUAGAAAGUAUAUUUCAAACUGCAGGAAACGCUUGGACUAUGCUAAGAGCUCAGUUUGUGCACUUUGUAUUAUCUUCAGGGUUUAUGAUACUGUAAAAUAGUAAGACUAGAGGUAUAAUUAAACUGGGCAAGAUCGGUGUUACCAGCUGUACUCGGAUACCAGUUAGCUAGAGUUGCUUUGAUGAUUGCAUCUUCUGUGGUACUCUCAAGAGCUUCAGAACAAACAGAACAGCGCAUUUCACCACACCUUAAUUCGGACUGCGAGAAAUUCUGUGGAAAGAGCACUCGCCCUUGAGUGUGCCCCAGGGAAGAAGAGAGUGCAAUGGAGCCAUUAGAUGUGCUAACACCAAUACCAGCACUUAGAUGCUAGAGAUUUACAAUAAAAGUCAACUUUCCUUUUCAGAAAUCGUGUAACACAGACCAUUGACAAAGGGACACGCUUCUGGUGUUGACGACUUAAAUCAAGAUGUAAUCCAUCAAGUAUCUAUCUCCUUGUGCAAUAAAACAGCUCGGAAGGGAGCGGGAGAGGGGAGGCUGGUGUUCCUGCGUGGUGCUCGUUCUUAAAAACCUCUGCCUCGGUUUUAAGGCUUCAUAAAUGCGACACGAUAGGCUUUUCCAUAAGUGGCCUUCAUGAGAACAUGAACGAUACUUCAUGUUUAAAAAAUGACAACAGGGUGAUAAAAUAUUUAAUGAGUCGCGUUUUAAGUGAUUCAGUUAAAAGGCUUGGGCUUUGAGCAGGAAUAUUGGACGAGAAGGAAAUUGGGUGAUGUCUUGCGUUAUUAGGCCAAUUUUGUGAAUGUCCCUUCCCUCCACCCUCUCCAACCAGACAAUUAUAAAAGCUGAUGGGAUCGUUGGCAUAAAAGGGCAUUUGGUGGUUUUACUUUUUUUUCCUUUUUUGUUACUUUAACAGACUAGGGAACAAUUGCUGAUAUACAUAGCAUUAAAGUACUUCUCACAAUACAAUGGGAAAUUGCGUAUGAAGCAGGAUUGACCAAUAUCGUCGUAAUUGACAUGGCAUCACAGCCUUUGUGAUUAGAGUGAAAAAGUCUACAACCUUACCAAAUAAAGACUUUCAGUUUAAAUUACGUUGUUUGUUGUUCAGAGGCAUUACUCUUCCACAAGUAUUGGUCAAUUCUCAGCGUUACAAAACAUGAGGUUCACAGUUGUAGCCCAGUAUUUGAUAGAGAAUUCUGAUCUGAAUUAGGAAAAAGUAAGUAAAAUCCAAACAUUAGAGAAACAAAGUGCAAUAUUAAAUGUUUGCUUUAUAGAUUAUAUUCUAUGGCUGUUUGUACUUUUCUUUUUUUUGUUUUUAGUUUUGGUGCUGAAUAUGUCCUUGUAGACUCUGUUUCAAGAAAACAAUAUGUGGAAAACAAUUUAAUUUUUCCUAUUGCUCUUCCUUGUGGAAAAUAAACUUUUGUAAAAAAAAAAAAAAGGGUUUUAAA
Messenger RNA from Pygoscelis adeliae (Adelie penguin), 4013 nucleotides. It is a transcript of the gene ARRDC3, whose product is annotated as arrestin domain containing 3. Bases 37 to 1281 code for a protein of 414 amino acids. Lineage: Eukaryota; Metazoa; Chordata; Aves; Sphenisciformes; Spheniscidae. Gene Ontology annotation, cellular component: cytoplasm. Gene Ontology annotation, biological process: protein transport. The record is from RefSeq and is a predicted model, not a curated record. The transcript is spliced from 8 exons.